AUGGGAUUCAGAUAUCUUCAUCUCAAGCUCAAGGUACUCCGGCUGAAACGGUUUUUGCUAGGACAUGGAAGAAGAAAGAGAAAGAACAUGCCGCCGGCAAAGAAGCCUUCAUGGAUGAUGCCAAUAAGUCAUGGUUAUCAUGUUAUGGAGCAUCAUAUGAUCAGAGAUGGUUCUGAUGACUCAGACUUUGAUUCAGUUGUGGUACAGAGAGAGCAAAUGGAUCACACAGAAUUGUGGUAUUUUGGAAUCUUUGAUGCAUUCAUUGGAGACGGGGUUACCAAGUACAUGCAGUCCCAUUUCUUUGACAAGAAGCUUCAAGAGUCUCAUAUAAGGAGAAAAAGCAAAGAAAUGCUGAAGAGAGCUUACCUUGGUGUAAGGGCAAAGAUCAGAGAGGAACACAAGUCAGAGGAGACAUGCAAAAUGGGUUCAGCAUCUGUUAUGGUGAUCAAUGGGGAAAAACUUGUAAUAGCUAACAUGGGAGAUUACAGAACUGUUGUGUGCAGAGAUGGUAUAGCUCAUCAGACAACUAGCACAUACCAACAAUCAGCCAAAAGACAUUGGUCUAGCAGACUCUUUGCAGGAAAUGUAGCUGGUACAAGGCGUUCUAGAGGCUCAGAACUUGUCAUCAGAGAUGAAAGUAUUGAUUCUGAUACUGAAUUUUUGAUAUUAGCAAGCAAUGGCAUAUGGGAGGUAAUGAAGAGCCAAGAGGCUGUGAAUCUGAUCAGUCACAUAGAGGAUCCACAAGAAGCAGCUGAAUGCUUGGCAAAGGAAGCUUUAAUGAGGAUGAGCAAAAGCAGCAUCUCAUGCUUAAUCAUUCGAUUUGACUGA
Molecule: messenger RNA, 828 nt
Organism: Gastrolobium bilobum
Lineage: Eukaryota; Viridiplantae; Streptophyta; Magnoliopsida; Fabales; Fabaceae
Product: putative protein phosphatase 2C-like protein 44
Exons: 5
Coding region: 1-828 (275 amino acids)
Biological process (GO): protein dephosphorylation
Cellular component (GO): cytosol; nucleus
Molecular function (GO): protein serine/threonine phosphatase activity
Source: RefSeq, a predicted model, not a curated record